This is a messenger RNA of Lichtheimia ornata, 600 nucleotides long. RefSeq lists its product as uncharacterized. The transcript has 3 exons. The record is from RefSeq and is a predicted model, not a curated record. The coding region runs from base 1 to 600 and encodes 199 amino acids. NCBI's taxonomy places the organism in Eukaryota, Fungi, Mucoromycota, Mucoromycetes, Mucorales, Lichtheimiaceae.
AUGGAUACUACAGAAAAAGAAUUGGAACAGCAAUACAACGAGCGCCAUGGCAACCUUAAACGCUCCAUGCACGGUAUUGCCGAUUCAGUUGAGCAGGCAAUCCAUAAUACCUUUGAAGAGAUCGAUAAGGAAACUGAAGGGCUACGUAGCAACCAAGGAGGAAGCGAUGGCAGCCAAAUGACAACUGCAGCACCUUCGUCGACACAAGACACUCGAUGGAGCCACAGUAAUACAUCGACUGCUGAAGCGGAUAGUGGUGGUGGUACUGGAUUUUGGACUUCACGAGCUCGAAAGGAUACUCCUUCAUCCACAAUGUCAAGUGAGAGCAAGACAACUAAACCAUCAUCCAGUAUGAGGGGAUUUGUUGAUACAUCCAAGCGUCAUUUCCCAGAGUAUAUUGAGCAUGAUCUUGAAACCGAAAAUAUGGCGCAUGAUCUUAAUCAGAGUGCCAUGGAUGCAGUUGCACGCGAUAUGGAUGCUAUGGGCCAUACUGAUGCCGAAGGGUUUGAGUCUGUAGCAAGCAAGAUCGAAGAGACCUUUGGAAGCACAGCCUUAUCAGAUGAAGGCCCUGAUCGCUCUCAUUACAAGUUCAAGAAAUAA